AGUGAGCGUCUCCCCUGGUUGGCCAAUGGCGACACUCACAUUGUUAUCAACACUUGUCUAAUGAGUGAUCAACAACUGAGAGAGCUGGCUGGAGACUCCUGCUGCAACUUUGUGCCGGAGAGGCUGUGAGUGGCUGACACACUUGCAAACUUCUGCUUUAGGGGGGUGCAAGGAUAACACCUGGACUUGUUACCUGGAUGUGUGGAGGGGAUCCUGGGGAUCUGGAGAUCUGGGGACCUGGGACCAUCACCCAAGAAGGUAACACUACCAAACAGGGGUCAGUUUUGUAAGACAGGGAGCAGCCUAGUUUAGGAGUGAGACAAGAAGAGAGAUCCCUACACAGUGGAGAGCAGAAAACUGGCAGCUGGCAGACACAGGUCACAGCUAAGGCUUGGGAUUCGUUCUCUAGCAAGUUAUAGGUAAGAAAGGGAAUUUAUUGGGGUCAGGACAGUUCUGGGGGCUCCACAAUAGCCUCCAUAUUAAGGACAUUACUCCAUAGAGUCCUGUUUCCAGAUAUAUGGGAGGGGGACAUAGGGGGUUGCUGAGCUUUGUAUUUGAGUAUUAGAUUUAUUGAUAGAACCUUAUGAUAUUCUUACAUAAGAGCUGAGAGAGGGAUCUUAUGUCUGUUGUGCACUGUAAUAGAGCCACGUAAUGCUCUCUGGCUAUAGUGUAUAAAAGACGUCCUAUAUACUAUAUAUGUCCCUUUCUGCUGGUUAGUAAACUGUAAGUGUGUAAUUGUACCCUGGAGCUGAGUCACACCGCUGUGCCCAUGUACAUGUGAGCAGUAUAUAUAUAUAUAUAUAUAGCUAUAGGUAAUAUACAGUGCAUGUGGGUAUAGACUGCUGCUUGGCACUGUCUGCACUUAGGUUUGUGUGGGGGGCUCCUACAAUGGAGAUAAGCGGGGCCCCGUCUGGAUCUCAGGUCCCCCAAACCACCACCUCCACCUCCAUCCCGGUGACUGUGGCCGGGACCCUCCUGCGGGGCCCGCAGUUGCUCCUGCGUGCGGCAGAGAAGUAUCCGCGCACCCCUAAGUGCGCCCGCUGCAGGAAUCACGGGGUGGUCUCCGCCCUGAAGGGCCACAAGCGCUACUGCCGCUGGAAGGACUGCAUGUGCGCCAAGUGCACGCUCAUCGCGGAGCGCCAGCGGGUGAUGGCCGCGCAAGUUGCGCUGCGGCGACAGCAGGCGCAGGAGGAGAACGAAGCCCGGGAGCUGCAGCUGCUGUAUGGGACUGCCGAGGGACUGGCACUGGCCGCGGCUAAUGGCAUUAUCCCACCCCGGCCGGCGUAUGAAGUGUUCGGGUCCGUGUGUACGGAUGGAGGCACAGAGACCAAAAUCCAGAAGUUUGACUUGUUCCCUAAGACGAUGAUCCCUAGGUCUAUCACUCCCCAGCAACUGACCUCUGGGACGAAGGCAGUGGCCCUCGAUAGUGAAUCGGUGACUGGGAGUGCGCAAGGUACCUCUUCUCCUGAAGUGAGGCCAGGCUCUGGCUCUGAAAAUGGAGAUGGUGAAUCUUUUCUCAGCUCACCCAUGUCCAAAGCCCUGAAAGAAGGUGAGGACAGCCCCAGCUCUAUCAGUCCACUGGGCUCUGAAUCUGGAUCUGAUGCAGAGAAAGAUGAGCAGGACCCUAGUUCUUCCUCCUCAGCCAGACAGAGGACCCCCAUAGACAUUCUGACAAGGGUGUUUCCCACACAGAAGAGGAGCGUUUUGGAGUUGGUCCUACAAGGCUGUGGUGGAGAUGUGGUCCAAGCCAUCGAGCAAAUAUUAAAUAACAGAGGGCAGGAAAAGGGUGAUGAGACCUGGUCUAGAGACUCAACACUUCAAAGUAUCCAGCCCUCAGUUUCCACAACACACAGGCCACUCAUAGCAGGGGCUAUCACCCCAGCCAUAGGAACUCUAGGGAGCAGGUCUGCUUUUUCACCUUUGCAGCCUAAUGCCACCCACUUUGGAACAGACACCAACACAUACCAGUUAAGUGGACAUUUAGGACUGAACCCAUUGAGACUGGCAUAUUCUGCUCAUAGCAGAGGACUUGCUUUUAUGACCCCUUACUCCACAGCAGGGUUCAUGCCCACACUAGGCUUCCGCCCACCCAUGGACUAUGCCUUUAGUGACCUAAUGAGGGACCGAGCCAAUGUUCACAAAGACCAGGUCUACUCCAAUGGGCUGUACGGUUCUGUAGUCAAUAAUAACACAGAAAAACAAUGAACUCUUUUCUUUAUUUCACAAGAGAAGUUUUUGAUGACCAAGGAUGCUCAGACUGUGAAGGGCAAAUCCCCACAUCUACUGUGGAUAAUUCCAGAACACAGAAACCUCAGAGGAACCAUAUCCAUGGCCCACCACAACCUAGAUCCUGCUCAGUGCGAACAUUUUUUUUUUCUUAUUUAGUGUUUUUAAUCCAACCAGCUAAUUUCUGGAGAUACUCAGCCUGGAGACUUUCUUUGGCUGCAACAGACGCAUUGUAAACUUUUGUAAGAUGCACUUUUCCUCUGUUUAAAUUGUUGUUGUUUCUUUGCUAAUCAACAAAAGCAUGGGCCUAGCCUUGGUGCAUUGUGAAUUUGCAAUUUAUAAUAUAAACAUAAAUAUAUAUAUAUAUACAAACAGACAAUAUCUAAUGUUAUGAGAUGGGGUUCUAAGUUAUUAUUGACAUUGUGGGUGAAGUCAGUGACUUGCAGGUGAAAAGGACAACAGAUCAGUCGUCAUUGUGUACAGAAAUGUAGAUAAGGUGGGGAAGUGGUAUCAAAUCUGCUUCUUUUUGUCAAUUUUAAAGUAUUGCUGUUGGUUUAAUUGUUUAGAAAUCAAUAACACCUUUUUU
Messenger RNA from Pseudophryne corroboree (corroboree frog), 2812 nucleotides. RefSeq names its product DMRT like family A2 (gene DMRTA2). Gene Ontology annotation, biological process: regulation of transcription by RNA polymerase II; sex differentiation. The record is from RefSeq and is a predicted model, not a curated record. Bases 889 to 2205 code for a protein of 438 amino acids. Gene Ontology annotation, molecular function: protein binding; DNA-binding transcription factor activity, RNA polymerase II-specific; RNA polymerase II cis-regulatory region sequence-specific DNA binding. Lineage: Eukaryota; Metazoa; Chordata; Amphibia; Anura; Myobatrachidae. Gene Ontology annotation, cellular component: nucleus. The transcript is spliced from 2 exons.